Messenger RNA from Cryptomeria japonica (Japanese cedar), 657 nucleotides. RefSeq names its product dirigent protein-like. Lineage: Eukaryota; Viridiplantae; Streptophyta; Pinopsida; Cupressales; Cupressaceae. The record is from RefSeq and is a predicted model, not a curated record. The transcript has a single exon. Bases 37 to 612 code for a protein of 191 amino acids.
UCUUCUUUUCCAUCGGUGGAGAAGUAUUAGUGAGUAAUGGCGAUGAAGGCUGGUAGAGUUCUGAAUUUGUGUUUAGUGUGGCUUCUAAUGUCUGCCACUCUGCAGAAAAGUGCAGAUUGCCAGGGCUGGAAGAAAAUGCUUCCACAGCCCUGUCGGAAUUUGGUGUUGUAUUUUCAUGAUAUAAUCUACAAUGGUAAAAAUGCUGAGAAUGCGACGUCUGCACUGAUAGCAGCGCCUCAAGGUGCUAACCUCACAAUUUUGACUGAUCAUAAUCAUUUUGGAGAUUUGGCUGUGUUUGACGACCCAAUUACGCUGGACAAUAAUCUUCACUCUCCACCCGUUGGAAGAGCGCAGGGACUUUAUCUGUAUGACAUGAAGAAUUUCUUCAGCGCGUGGCUUGGUUUCACGUUUGUGUUGAAUAGCACAGAUUAUAAAGGUACGAUCACAUUCGCCGGAGCCGAUCCAGCUCUUAAACAGAGAGAUAUAUCUGUUGUUGGAGGGACAGGUGAUUUCUUAAUGGCGAGGGGAAUUGCAACCCUUUCAACUGAUUCCGUUGAGGGAGACGUCUAUUUCCGCCUGCGAGUGAAUAUCACCCUCUACGAAUGUUACUGAAAUAAGUAACAUAACUUCAAUUUGCAUGUAUUUCCACAUUUAAUA